CAACUGGCAGAGACAAUCGUAUUCCCAUUCGUACAGCCAUGAAAUCUGUCACCGAAUCAAUUAGGCGUCGCUUCAGCUGAAGUGUGGCAUUGGGAGUAACUAGCACAGACCAGACUGGACAUCAAGCCCAGUCCGAUUGCUGAUUCAGUUGCAUUCCCGUUCUCCGAACUGUGACGUUCAGAGACGCAAACAAUGCUGUUUCUGGUGCUGUUAUGGUUGGUGCUACCCAUGCCGAUUCCCUCCGAGGCGGCCAAUGAUCCGCCCAAGCCGCAUAUAAUCUUCAUUCUGGCCGAUGAUUUAGGCUUCAACGACGUGGGCUUCCAUGGUUCAGCACAGAUUCCCACUCCCAAUAUCGAUGCGUUGGCUUACUCAGGCAUCAUUCUGAAUCGUUAUUAUGUCGCUCCGAUCUGUACACCCUCGAGGUCCGCACUAAUGACGGGAAAAUACCCCAUACACACAGGUAUGCAGCAUACGGUGCUCUAUGCGGCUGAGCCACGUGGACUGCCACUCAAGGAAAAGAUUCUACCACAAUAUUUAAAUGACUUGGGUUACACGUCUCACAUAUCUGGAAAAUGGCAUCUGGGACAUUGGAAACUCGAGUAUACGCCACUGUUUCGGGGCUUCAGCAGCCAUGUAGGAUUUUGGUCCGGCCAUCAUGACUACAACGAUCAUACGGCCGUCGAGAAAAACCUGUGGGGGCUGGACAUGCGCAACGGAACGGAUGUGGCCUACAAUCUGCACGGACAGUACACGACAGACGUGAUAACAAAGCACUCCGUCUCAGUAAUAGCCAACCAUGACGCAGCGAAAGGUCCACUUUUUUUGUACGUGGCGCAUGCGGCAGGUCAUUCGGGCAAUCCAUACAAUCCACUGCCGGUGCCAGACGACGAUGUGAUGAAGCUGGACCACAUUCUCCACUACAAGCGUCGUAGAUACGCCGCCAUGGUCGCUAAAAUGGAUGAGAGUGUUGGCGUGAUUGUGGACCAGCUGCGAAAGUCGAAUAUGUUGGAAAACUCGAUCAUUAUCUUCUCCUCGGACAACGGUGGCCCGGCCCAGGGAUUCAACCUGAACUUUGCCUCGAACUAUCCGUUGCGGGGCGUAAAGAACACCUUGUGGGAGGGAGGCGUUAGAGCCGCAGGUCUCGUUUGGUCACCGCUUCUCGAGAAGAGGCAACGAGUUGUCGACGAGACCAUGCACAUCAGCGACUGGCUACCGACGCUGAUUGAGGCGGCUGGAGGCAUACCGGCUCUGGCCAAUGCCAAUCUCAGUCAGAGUUUGGAUGGGAUGAGCAUUUGGCAGACGCUGGUCCAUGCCUACCCAUCACCGCGCAAGACUGUGCUCCACAACAUCGACGACAUCUGGGGCAGCGCCGCCUUGACGGUCGGCGACUGGAAGAUGAUCCAGGGCACCAAUUACAAUGGAAGAUGGGACGGCUGGUACGGACCGGGUGGGGAGCGAGAUCCCCAUCUCUACGACUGGAACCUGGUGCUCAAGAGUAGCAGUGGCAAAGCAAUGACUGGCCUGAAAAUGCUUCCAAGUCGGGCGGAUCAGCAGAGACUGCGAGAGACUGCCACAGUCACCUGCCAAGGGCAAUCAACUCAGGGCACCAGUUGUGUGGCGACCGCAUUUUCAGCCCCAUGUUUGUUCCAUGUGCGCGACGAUCCGUGCGAACAAUUCAAUCUGGCGGAACAAUAUCCCAAGGUACUCGAUUUAUUGGUGGCGGAGCUCCAGCAUAUCAACUCCACUGCUGUGCCGCCGUCCAACCAACCUGAUGAUCCCAGGGCAAGUCCUAUGUACUUCAACUACACAUGGACCAACUUUGGGGACUAUUAUGGCAAUAUCAAAGGUGCUGUCCUGGGUGAUAUAAGCUCGAAGUUUUGAAGGACACUGCGAAGAAGACUGCUUAAAAUAAAGUUAUCAAGUUUUAGUCUA
Messenger RNA from Drosophila persimilis, 1932 nucleotides. Its product is annotated as arylsulfatase B. NCBI's taxonomy places the organism in Eukaryota, Metazoa, Arthropoda, Insecta, Diptera, Drosophilidae. The transcript has 7 exons. The record is from RefSeq and is a predicted model, not a curated record. Bases 193 to 1881 code for a protein of 562 amino acids.